Molecule: messenger RNA, 2104 nt
Organism: Cherax quadricarinatus
Lineage: Eukaryota; Metazoa; Arthropoda; Malacostraca; Decapoda; Parastacidae
Source: RefSeq, a predicted model, not a curated record
GAGAAUAUCGGUUACUCUGGCCAGGUGAUGAUUGUAAACAAACAUGUCAGACACUGGACCAACCUACGCUAGUUUAACCCCAGCCAACCCCACUAUCAUUAAUGGGUUGGCUGGGGUGGACCUCCAGACGGGCCAGCAGCUUACCACACACCAGACAAUAAUGAACAACACUGAGCACACCAUGUUGAACAUGGUGAACGCUGUUGGAGUGGCGGCGGCGGGAGUGCAGACUAUGAGUACACAGAAUUUAACUACAGUAAUGCCAGCAGUUACACAUCAGCAGGUGGUUUCUGACGUAACUGCUGAGAGCAUGGUCAACCAUACAGUACAUGUUGACAGAAAUACACUAGUAGCUGUACUACAGUUUCUGAAAAAGAAUCAUUUCAAGAGAUCUGAAGAACUUGUGAGGCAGGAGGCAAAUUUUUUCGAUAAUGUAGAAGACUCUAAGCAGGGUAUUGGGGGCGAUGCUGAAGUAUCAAGCGUGCUUUCAGCCUAUAAGAGUGAGGGAGACCCAGCAGAAUAUGAAGAUGCAUACAAGAGUCUUCAGGCCUUUAUAGACAAAAGCCUGGAUGCAUACAAGCAUGAAGUUUCCCUUGUAUUAUACCCAGUGUUUGUACACAUGUACUUAGAGCUAGUAUAUAAUGGCCAUGAACAGGUGGCCAAAUCAUUCUUAGAGAAGCUGGGUAAUAUGCAAGAAAGCUGCUAUCAGGAAGAUGUACAUAAACUUUCUCUGGUAACAUCUAGAGAUCACAUGACAGGAUAUCAGAUCAUGGAUAACUUCAGAUCAAGUCAGUUCACAGUGAGGAUGUCCCGGGAUACUUAUUCUCACUUGAAGCGAUACCUAACAGAGUAUGGUGGAGGGCCAGUGCCACGGAUAAUUCAUGACAGAUUAUACUUGGAUGUAUAUGAAGGUGUUCCUAGGAGUCGUACUCAGAUUCUGGUAACUGCAGGUGCACAAGAAGGAGAGGUACCAAAGCAAGUAAACAAAUCAAAGAUGUACUAUGGACUGCUUAAAGAACCAGAGCUGCCUAACUUUCAUAUGGAAGAGGAAGAGGGAGAAGAAGAAGGGGAUAAACCAAAGAAAAAGAAGCCCAAAAAAGAUGCUCUUCAAAAGAGCAAGAAGAAUGAUCCCAAUGCUCCACCCACAAACAGAAUUCCAUUACCAGAACUACGUGAAAUUGAUUUUGUGGAAAAGGCGAAAGCAUUCAGAGAUGCUCUGAAAAGAGUAACACUAAGCAAGGAUACCCUUCCUUCAAUAUGUUUUUAUACCUUUUUGAAUGCUACAGGAAACAUUACAGCAGUAGACAUAUCUGACGACUCCAGUCUCCUAGCAUACUGUACGUCUGACUCACAAGUUCGAGUGCAGAGUAUCACACCUAGUAAAUUACGCUGCAUGAAGUCUGCAGAGCAGUUGAAUGACAUAGACAAAGAUGCUGAUCCCACAGCCUCGGGUUUUUUUGCUGGACAUUUUUCUGAUGUCGAUGUUGUUCAGUUUCACCCUAACAGCAAUUAUGUGGCAUCUGGAUCCAGUGAUCGCAGUAUUCGAGUUUGGGAUUGUUUCAAUGGAAAUUGCAUGAGAGUUUUAACAGGUCAUAAGGAUGUAAUUGAUGCCCUUGCAUUUUCUCCUUGUGGACGCUUUUUAGCAUCUGCUGGUGGGGACAAACGUGUUCUAGUAUGGGACUUAGGGCAUGGUCACCUUAUUGCAGAGAUGGCAUCACACACUUCAACAAUUUAUACAAUUGCAUUUUCAAGAGAUUGCAAUAUUCUUGCUUCAGGUGGAAUGGAUAAUUGUGUGAAGCUGUGGGAUUUCAGUCGUGUUCUUGAGGAUAACCAUGAAGAUGACAUAAAUGUGUCUAACAACCCAGACAUAAAACGCUGCAAUGAAUCUCUCUUGCUGGGCACAUUUCCAACGAAAAAUACUCCAGUGCUUGCAACACACUUCACAAGACGAAAUGUACUUUUGGCUGCUGGACCAUUUGACGGAUCCCCUCACUGAUAGCAAGCCACCACUCUGGAGGGGGCCAGGAUAGUGCAGACAUACUUUAAGUGAUAUACAUGAUAGUGUGUACUGUACAGUAUAUAAAGCCAAUAAACAACAAUUUUU